AUGCCUUUUCACCCGGUAACGGCGGCGUUAAUGUACAGGGGGGUCUACACCAUCCCCGAAUUACUGAGAGACCACUCACCCACGCAGCUCCCCGAAGACGAGAUAGAGGAGAUUCGAGAAGCUUUCAAGGUGUUUGAUCGAGACGGAAAUGGAUUCAUCUCCAAGCAGGAGCUGGGCACAGCAAUGAGGUCUCUGGGGUACAUGCCCAAUGAAGUGGAACUGGAGGUCAUUAUACAGAGGCUGGAUAUGGAUGGGGAUGGCCAGGUUGAUUUUGAAGAGUUUGUUACAUUACUGGGGCCAAAAAUCACAACUUCUGGGAUACCGGACAAGUUUCGUGGUGCUGACUUUGACACUGUGUUUUGGAAGUGUGACAUGCAGUCAUUGUCUGUUGAGGAACUGAAGAGAUUAUUAUAUGACACUUUUUGUGAGCACCUGUCCAUGCGUGACAUUGAAAAUAUUAUCUUGACUGAAGAGGCUGGAAACCUCGGAACUAAAGGGGAUUGUCCUGUAGAUAUGGAGGCUUCCACAAAUCAACAAAUCCGCCAGACCUGUGUCCGAAAGAGUCUGAUCUGCGCCUUUGCCAUCGCUUUCAUCAUUAGUGUAAUGCUAAUAGCUGCAAAUCAGGUUCUGCGGAGUGGCAUGAAGUGA
Molecule: messenger RNA, 648 nt
Organism: Bufo bufo (common toad)
Lineage: Eukaryota; Metazoa; Chordata; Amphibia; Anura; Bufonidae
Gene: CABP7
Product: calcium binding protein 7
Exons: 5
Coding region: 1-648 (215 amino acids)
Molecular function (GO): calcium ion binding
Source: RefSeq, a predicted model, not a curated record